This is a messenger RNA of Electrophorus electricus (electric eel), 4421 nucleotides long. RefSeq names its product NADH dehydrogenase [ubiquinone] 1 alpha subcomplex subunit 13-like. Gene Ontology annotation, cellular component: NuRD complex; respiratory chain complex I. Gene Ontology annotation, biological process: negative regulation of transcription by RNA polymerase II. The record is from RefSeq and is a predicted model, not a curated record. Gene Ontology annotation, molecular function: sequence-specific DNA binding. Lineage: Eukaryota; Metazoa; Chordata; Actinopteri; Gymnotiformes; Gymnotidae.
UAUUUGGCAACCGAGGCGGCAGAGCGGGGAGGGCUGAGAAGAGGGUAUCCCCGGGAUUUUUUUUUACGCCGAAUUAUCGGAGUUAAUUGUCACUCAAACCUCAAGCAAGACCCUCCGAUAAGACGAUCAGCGUCACAACGACCCGGCGUGGCCAUGUCCGACGAGGCCGUGCGUCAGACGCGGAGUCAGAAGCGUGCUCUGGAGCGCGACUCGCUGCCCGUGGACCUGGACGUGAAGAAGGUGAAGAUGGAGGCAGGCGGCGCCGAGCGGGAUGACCGGCCCGUGCUGCGGCCCAGGCCUGAGGCUGCCUCCGCCCCCACGCGGGGCUCCACCUUCCUCAACGCCAGCGAGGUGAAGGCCACCAUCAAGGUGGAGGUGCAGGCCAGGGAGGAGCCCGUGGACAUGAGCACCACCCGAAGUGAUGUUAAAAAAGAGAAGCGGCCUCUGUCGCCAGACGACGUCAUUGUCCUCUCUGACAACGAGCCGUCCAGCCCGCAGAUGAAUGGCGCGGGCCACUUUAAAGAGCUUGACACGGACCUGCUCAUGAAGAGCAGUCCUGAGGAGAGAGAGCGCAUCAUUAAACAGCUGAAGGAGGAGCUGAGGUUGGAGGAAGCCAAGCUGGUGCUGCUGAAGAAACUCCGCCAGAGCCAGAUACACAAAGACACCAGCGCACAAAAGACGUUGGGUUCAGGCUGUGUGGCCACACCUCCUCCUCUGGUGCGGGGCACAGUGUCCAGCAAAGGAGCGCAGCCUGUUCUGGCGGGACGCAGCUCGGGGACAGUGAUCCCGCCUCCUCUGGUGCGUGGGGGCCAGGUGUCCAAACACGGCUCUCAGAACUCUCAAAUCAUCAUGCCGCCACUCGUGAGAGGAGCCCAGCCCAUCUCGGUGACGCCCCAGCAGAUUGCCAGCCUGCGGCAGCAGCAGCAACAGCAGUACUCGGGGUCGGGGCCACCACCCCUGCUUCUGGCUCCCCGCGCCGCUGUGCCCGCUGCCGCACACGCCCAGAAGCUCAUCCAGCCGGGCAUCAUCCGCGUGGCCAACGUGCCCAGCGCCAACCUGCUCGUGAACGUCAGUCAGUCCACCGCCACCAACCUCAAGACGUCCCUGGGUAGCACGCAGGGGGGCGCGUCCAGCGCCGGAGACUCCCCGGCCAGCCGCCAGGCGGCCGCCAAGCUGGCCCUGCGGAAGCAGCUGGAGAAGACCCUGCUGGAGAUCCCGCCCCCAAAGCCACCUGCCCCCGAGCUCAACUUCCUGCCCUCGGCUGCCAACAACGAAUUCAUCUACCUGGUGGGGCUGGAAGAGGUGGUGCAGUGCCUGCUGGAUGCGCUGGGCAGAGGCAAGCAGGGAGGCUCUCAGCCCACCACUGCCCUGGACCCUUUCACCUGCUCCCAGUGCCAGACCGACUUCACCUGCCGCUGGCGGAAAGAAAAGGGCGGCGCCAUCAUGUGCGAGCAGUGCAUGUCUACCAAUCAGAAGAAGGCGCUGAAGGCCGAGCACACCAAUCGGCUGAAGGCGGCCUUCGUCAAGGCCCUGCAGCAAGAGCAGGAGAUCGAGCAGCGCAUUCUGCAGCAGGCGUCCUCGCCCCUCCCCCAUUCCCCUUCCACAUCCUCCUCCUCCUCCUCCUCCUCGGCCCACGCGGCCAAAGCCGAGUCACAGGUGAUCCUCUCCCAGCACAUGAAGCAGCGGCCUGCCACCUCGCUCCAGACUCAGCAGCCCACUAGAUCCAGCCAGCCAAUCGGACGCCACCAUUCCAGUAUCUCACAGAGUUCGUCUCAGCUGUCUCGCAGCGUUCAGCAGACGGUGGGCGCCCUGCGCGGCGUCCCGCACGCCUUCUCCCCAUCGUCUCAGCUCCAGAAUGCCGUGGCCGCCGCCGCGCUGGUCAGCAGGCCAGGUAAGCAUGCUGUGCGUCAGGGGUCAAAGGUCAGCACCAGCAACAACGGCAGCGGCGGCAGCAGGAUGGGCGGCAGUGCCGGCAGCAGGAACUCUAACCCCGCCCCUUCCUCCGGCUGGAGGAAGCAGAACAGCGUUGCGCCAGGUGUGACUAUGGCCUACGUGAACCCCAGUCUGUCUGUGCACAAGACGUCGUCCUCGGCUGUGGAGCGUCAGAGAGAGUACCUUUUAGACAUGAUUCCCUCCAGAUCCAUCUCCCAGACCGCAAACACAUGGAAAUAAGCCUGCCACGGAUACCCCUCAUCUGACCUUUGGUCACAGCCACGAUUACGAAACCCAGUCCACUUCUAGAAGUUCAAAACCCUUCCCUGCAGUUCUGGAACACGUCUACAACCUUCUGAAUAGAUUCUGGCAGGGAUCCGAAGCUUCAGAGCCUAGCAUCCGGUUCUAGAACAGUCCCACAACCACAGGAACCUAGCUUUCCGUUGUGUUCUCAAGAAGAAUGCGUUCUCAAGAAGUCAAGGUUGAGAAUGUGCCCUCACCUUCUCUUGCAGUCCUUUCCAUCAUCCACAUGGCUUUAAAUGUUUUUUUUCCCAGUACUUCCUAAUUUUCAAUUUAUUUCUUUAAAAAAAAAAAAAAAAAAAAAAAAGUAACUGUUUAAUCUUUGUUCGGGAACAGUGUGAAUUUUUUUUAUUGAGGCAAACUAAAGCAGACUGAAGUGGAAAAAAAAGAAAAAAUCAAGUUAAAGGGCUUCCACUUUUGCUGUGGCCAUCAGGCUGUGUAAAUGGCAGGACAAAAGCAACCCGUGCUGCCCUCCGGGACACGGAGCGCUGCCCGUCAGGGAGAAGGACUCCAAACGCCGGGCAACAUGAACUCGAGAGAACGAUGCUUCCUGCUGUACCAUGAAGUGACUCAUGGGCCUGCUUGGGACUGUAUAGCUUCGGUUCUUGGAGAAAAUAAAUAAAUAAGUUUCCUUAAAUAAUUAAAAAAAAAAUUUAAAAGACUGAAAAAAAAAAUGAAAAAAACAAAUAAAUGAAAGCUAGCAGUGCUAAAUGAAGAGCCAUUGGUGGCUAAAAUAUUUUUUUUUAAAUGUUGCUUUAGUUUAGUUUUUCGUUGUUUUAAUUCACUGUUUGAGUAUAAGUUAAGUUAUAUUGCAGUGUCGAAUCGAAGCUCGACAGGAUGUAUAAGUCUCAUUUGAGAUACUUUGCUUCAGAAACUGUUUGGUCCUCUUUAAAGAGGAAACUCCGCCGACUCGGCCCCGCACCACUUUUCGUUUUCGUUUUUAGAUGUCGUAUAGAACAUGCCAAGGCUUAUUUCGUCACUGUGACACACAGGUGACGCACACAGGUGACACAUAACUGACCCUGAUGGAACACCUGCAAUGAUCGCGUCAUGGACACAAUAUCCACACCUUCUCAUAAAUAUUACGUGCCCAAGAUUUUUUGUUUUUGUUUUUUUUAUAGUUAUUCUGUCACUUCAUUCAGUUUCAUUCACGUAUUACGGUUCGCAAAAUCAAAAAAAAGGAAAAAAAAAGUAACGUACCGUUAAAAGAGUGAGGAAUGCUUUAGAUGACAUUUGUAAGAUUGACUGCCUACUCACUUAUGUACAUUCACGCUCGACUCCAGCACACCUUGACUGGCUCCCCGUGCAUUCAUAGCUCUAGACGUCUCACUCGGAUAUCAGUAAACCGUUGAUCGUCAUAGUCGUUCACAGUAGCCUCAGAAACUGCAUUUCGUAACAGAAUAGUGGUGCCUAGAAUGGAGGAUUUUUGUACUGGAUGCCUUUGCCAUAUCAAUACAUUUUUGGACUUGAUAUUGAUUUUGUAAGGACCGUGCAGAACUCUCACAAUGCGCAUCCAAAGUCUCCCGGCACUGAGAAGAAGCUAGGAAAUGUAAUUUGUAAGAACGCAGACGCAGUUUCUCUAAAGCACCGCAGAGUUGAGCUAAUCUUCCAUGCCGGACAAAGUGAUAUUCCUUCUGCCAUUUCGCGGUGACCGCUGUAUUAUAGUAUAUGGAACGGAGCCCUGUUCAGUAGUGAAGUCUCUCCUCCCCCUCACGAACAUGUCACUAAACGGACAAACCGACAUUAGGUGUCCUUGCGCUUGUCUUUGCGGGUAGCUUACGCCUUUUACGCCUGCUGCGGCCGCAGCUCGUCCUGUUGUCUUUAUGCUUUAAAACCAUUGCGAGCCCUUUAUGCUUUACAGAGUACGUUUUCCUUUUGGUUUGUUUUACCGUAUUUGACACCGCAAGGUUUCGAGGUUGGUUUCAUUCUGCAGCGCCUUCGCUAAGUACUCUUUCUCUUGUGCUCAGCCAGUUGGAGACGGAGACUACCACAACUUUCCUGACCACUGCUGUUUGAUGUCACGCGGCUCCGUUGCCCGGGGUUACCUGCGACCCUCGCUAGAUGCGGCAUAGCCAGCUUUCUGCCUCUGGGCUUGCUGCACUGUACAAAGUCAUGUUGCUAUUUCUUAGGUUUACUUUGGUUUCCCAGUUCUAUAAAGUAAUAAUAAUAAUAAAGAAUUUUAACCCUUU